Sinocyclocheilus anshuiensis is the source of this 3346-nucleotide messenger RNA. RefSeq names its product ubiquitin-conjugating enzyme E2 D4. The coding region runs from base 241 to 684 and encodes 147 amino acids. The record is from RefSeq and is a predicted model, not a curated record. The transcript is spliced from 7 exons. Lineage: Eukaryota; Metazoa; Chordata; Actinopteri; Cypriniformes; Cyprinidae.
AUUACCUUCCUGCUGUCUAGUACAGCACUAAAAAGCUGUCAGUGAGGUUAGAGGGGGUAAGAAUUUCUCAAAUCGGCGACUGCCGUUCAAACAGCGGCGUGAAUGUCCAAAUCGGUGCUUUGGUGGUAUUACAAACGUAACGUGUGACACUGAGGAGAAAAAUCUGCAGCGUCCUCGUCCAAACUGUGCAGGCCAACAGUCUCUGAGCUAGAUCAAACAGUGCUGUAACACAGCGAGCAAAUGGCGUUGAAAAGAAUCCAAAAGGAACUGACAGACCUACAGAGAGAUCCACCAGCUCAGUGUUCAGCAGGUCCAGUCGGAGAGGACUUGUUUCACUGGCAGGCAACAAUAAUGGGGCCGAAUGACAGUCCAUAUCAGGGAGGGGUUUUCUUCCUUACGAUUCAUUUCCCAACAGACUACCCCUUUAAACCACCAAAGGUCGCAUUCACAACAAAGAUCUACCACCCCAAUAUUAACAGUAACGGAAGUAUUUGUCUGGACAUCCUGCGAUCUCAGUGGUCACCUGCACUUACUGUAUCCAAAGUCUUGUUGUCCAUCUGCUCCCUGUUAUGUGACCCGAACCCAGAUGACCCGCUGGUACCUGAGAUCGCACAUACAUAUAAAGCAGACAGAGAAAAGUACAACAGACUAGCGAGAGAAUGGACGCAAAAGUACGCCAUGUGAGAGUGCCUGCCACUAAAACACUACAAAAUCAAACGGACAGAGAAAUGUGUUUUUACUUUGAACAAGAGGAGUCAAAAGAAGUGAAUGUUGAGGGGAGGGACCCUUGGAAGGGAAGCAGAAGGCGGAGGUGAGGAGGUGAGAGCCGCUGGUACAUGUUGGCCGCUAUGUGCUGAAUCUGCUGUCAUGUGCCGUUCUCCCAGAUCCGCCAUCACAACGGCUUAGCCUGGAAAACUCCAGGAAAACUGUAAAACCGGACAAACCUCGGGGUACCACAACCCAGGAAGUUAGACUUGUACUAUUGUUAGUUCUCUUAUUACUGUCAUUGUGAUUUUCUCAGUGUUACUGUUGGCGUUCUUACUCUUGUCAUCACUGAAUGAGGAAACGUUGGGCUGAAGUUGGAAUGGCGGUGAGACAGGAUUGAUCAUGUCUGAAUCAUUGCACCGUCCCAUCGGAGAAAUCCCUGUGGAAAACAUAGUUGUCUGUGCACUUUCAUUUUUACCAGUUUGCGAUAGAAUGUAAAAAAAUCGGGUGUCAGAAAGACCUUACUGUAGUCUCCGCCUUCCAACUUCCUGCCGUUUCAAUGUUAUCCCAUAAAACACUAUGAAUGUGAUUAGGAAAAGGUUGUGUCCCUAAUGAGAAAAUGACAUUUGAUUUUUGAACAAAUGGAGGUCAUAAAAAUAGUCAAGCGAGUCUAUAUCUUUGUGCUGUAAAAAAACGAAACAUAACACCAUGUCCUAACCAGACGCGAUGCAAUGAGAUUCCAGCGACAAUCGCCCCCUAUACCCUCAUUCACUAUUCCCUAUGUUACUUCACUAAUAAAGUCCACUGAAUGAAAACAAGUGUGCGAAUUUGGACACUGAAUAUACGCAGAAAUUCAUUUGGCUCGACCCUCAUGUUUUCUAGCUGUCGAGUGUACAUCGGUUGUACACUAGUUAUAGCAGUGCAUCGUGGGAUUGAACGAGUGAUCUCAAUAAUGUCCACUUUGGUUUUGGACAGCACUACAAAUCGUGAACUUUUAAGGGGAUAGGGGGUGAUUUCGGACACGUGACAAAAUCAACCGCAAAUCACAGCCAAUCAGAAGAGUGUGUGGGCGGAGCUCUCUCUGAAAGCUCACUGCUCUCUCACUGUGCAACAAAUAAAUUUGUAAUUUCAUCAAAAUUAACAGUUUUAACAAUAUUUAAAAUAUGACAUCUAAUCAAUGUCAGCCACGAGAUAGCAGAAAUUGAAAAAUUAAUUUAAAAACAAUUAUUUUCAAAUUAAUAGAAUCACCUGUCACUUAUCGCCAUCACUGUUGAUUAGGACAAAAGCAAAAUGUAAAACAAGCCUGUUAUCUUGUGUCGUGUUGCAUUGCAUCUCAUUAGGACACAGUGUUAUUUUUAUUUAUUAGACAUAAAAUGUUUUUAGUUUUUUUUUAUUUGGUUAUAAUCAUAUCUCUUUUUGACAUAUUCUUUAUUUAAUCUUGAGUGUCGUUUUCAGAAUUAAGCUGGCCGUUCACAUAGGACAUGCUCUUGCUUUACAUUUGCGCUGUAUUUUUAAUGUUGCUCUGUGUAAACAUGCACUAGACGGACGUUUUUUUUUCAAACACUAUUUUGUUUAUCAUUUGAUGUGCAGUGUUGAUUUUAAAAGAAUAGACCACUCCGAUUGCUCUGGGGGCACGUUAACCAUAUUUACCGUACAUAUGGAUAAACACAUUGUGUACAUGGAAAGCUCCGUCAACCUGUUUUUAAUGCAAAAACGCGUCUUAUGUGAACGGCCACUGAAUUGAAUUCACUUCAGCCGCAUGUGCAUGACAUGGCAGAUGUGUAAGUAUUUGUUUUGAUAAGUAUUGUGAAGUUGCUUUAGGAAUCAAGGCAGAUUUUUAUACUUGUCUUAAAAAUUCACCCAAUGUGCUUGCAAAAAAAAAAAGAGGGAGCAAAAAUGCUGAACGGUGGGACUGUGUGGGAAAAAAACAAAAACAAAUGCCACCAUUUCUGCCAAAUGUGAUUAUGCCCCUUUCAGAUUUGCAGGCAAUGGGCACGUCAUAGCGUAUGAAUGCAAUAUUUUUCGGCUGUUUAGCAUUUAUCUAUUCUACAAAUCUGUCUGCAAGAGUGUAAUCCUUAAUAAUCUUUAGAUACUCUUGUUCCUGUAGUCACUAAUAUUACUAACUUUUGACAGUAGAUGGUACGUUUGAUGUAUGACCAGCGCAGGUGCUGGACUCAAGUUCUUUUACUGUAAAUUAAUUUUUGUAAACGCACUCAUUAACUCGUCGCUGCCUACUUAGAGGUGCAUGAUCAAGAUGUUUACACGGAGCAGAAUGAAAACAUAUUUCUCCACUCGUCUGAACUGGAGCUUUAGGGGGGGUUGGGAAGCCGCUUCUCAAACGCUUUCCGUCGGGAAAGAAGUGUGAACAUCUCCUCCCUCUCACCUCCUGGUGCUGCUCUUCACAAGCCCAUGGCUCAAGACUCCCUGAAAAGGGCUAAAUAUUGCCAGAAUUAUAUUUAGCACCAUAUAUGUGUACUUUCACCAAGGGAAUUGAUAUUUUGUGUCCGGUAUAGCUUUGGAUAUGCUUUUAAAGGGAUAGUUUACCCUAAAAUGUGAAUUCUGCAAUCAUUUACACACUUUUCUGAACAGAAUUGAUAAAAAAUUCUAUUAUCAUUUACACACCAUCUUAUGGAAGCCCGUU